Cylas formicarius (sweet potato weevil) is the source of this 5920-nucleotide messenger RNA. RefSeq names its product tyrosine-protein phosphatase non-receptor type 23 (gene mop). The transcript is spliced from 11 exons. The coding region runs from base 249 to 4544 and encodes 1431 amino acids. Gene Ontology annotation, molecular function: protein binding; protein tyrosine phosphatase activity. Gene Ontology annotation, biological process: early endosome to late endosome transport; protein dephosphorylation; endocytic recycling. Gene Ontology annotation, cellular component: endosome. The record is from RefSeq and is a predicted model, not a curated record. NCBI's taxonomy places the organism in Eukaryota, Metazoa, Arthropoda, Insecta, Coleoptera, Brentidae.
AUGACUAACGUAAUGUCUAGUUAAUUUGUUUUUGAAUCGUCAAUAAAUAUAGAACGUUUCAUCAAAUUGUUACUAAUUCUCUACUUUCGAUCUAGUGUUAAAUUUUUGUUCGAUGUUUACAAUCUGCGUUUCGUUUACGCGGUGAAUGCGGGCAUUUUAUUUAGAUUCCACUCUUAGAUUCAUGUAUUUUGAACGGAUCGACUACUGCCCGAUAAAGUUGUGUACUUAAUUACUAAUCAAGCGAUAAAAUGGAAGCCGCUCCGCGACUUCCAAUGCUGAGCAUUGAGCUGCAAGUUAGCCCAGAAAGCGUUCAAUUUUCCAACAAAAUCAAACAGUACAUCGCUAACUUUUACCACGAAGACCCUGAAUCAUACACUACCGAAAUUUAUAAUUUGGAGUCCCUCCGUGGGGCUGCAGUGCACCCGAGCAAAGAUGUGUCAGGCAUCCAGAACUUGAAAAAGUACUAUUGCCAGCUUCAUUUCCUAAAGUCGAGGUUUCCCAUGGAGGAGGGACAACCAUGCGCUGUCCAGUUUGUGUGGAAAGACUCGCACGGAGCGGUCAGUUCGGGAGAUGUUCGCUUGGAACUGACGGCCAUAAUGUACAAUAUCGGGGCCUUGCACACCUUUUUGGGAUCCCAGGAUUCAAGAUCGACCGCGGACGGCAUGAAAAUGGCUUGCGCCCACUACCAAUGUGCCGCUUGGGCAUUCCAGACGCUCAAGGAAAAAUACUUUGAUAUGGUGAACUACGUUUCGUCGAUAGAGCUGGUGAAUUUCUACCAGCAGGUGUGUCUGGCACAGGCUCAGGAGUGCAUUUUGGAGAAGAGCAUGCUGGACAACAGAAAAUCCACCAUUAUUUCCAAGGUGGCGGUCCAGGUGUACGACUACUACCGGCACGCGUCGAACUGCCUCAAAUGCACCGGCGACGACACGUGCGGCCGCCAAACCUACAAGGAGUGGUCGAGGUACUUGCAGUUCAAGGUCGCGUACCACCGUUCCAUCUCGUUGCUGUUCCAAGGCCAGCAGGCCGAGGAACUGCAGAAGAUGGGCGAACGGGUCGCGUUCUACCAAUCCGCGUCCGCCCACCUCGAAGACGCCCGCAAACUACUGUCCACGUUCAAGGGACAGCAGCAAAAAGAGCUGUCCGAAGCGUUGGCCUUCACGUUGGACGUGGUGGAGGGCAAGAAGAAGGCGGCGGAGAACGAGAACAACCUCAUCUACCACGAGGCGAUACCCAACCUCGCCCAUCUGCAGGAGGUCAAAGGCGCGUCCUUGGUCAAGGGCAUCGGUUUCAACGUCAACGACCAAGACGUCGCCGGACCGGACAUUUUUUCGCGUCUCGUGCCGAUGGAGGCCCACGAGGCCGCCUCCUUGUAUAGCGAGCAGAAAGCCCAGAUGCUGAGACGCAUCGGCGAGAGGGUCGAGCUCAAAGACCAAAACCUCGCGGAGUUUAUGUCGUCGAUGCCCUUGGACGUGCUGACGAGGAUGCACCAAGCGAGCGGCAUCCCGCAGGAGUUGAUCGACAGGGCGGCCGCGUUGUCCGCGAAACCGUCGGCCAUAAGGGACCUGGUGGACGCGAUGGCGAAGCUGUCCGACGUCUAUCACGAGGUCGAGUCGAACCUGAACGAGAUCGACGCGCUGCUACGGGAGGAGGAGCAGUGCGAGAGGAAAUACCAGGAGGUGAUGGGCAAACGGGCGCCGAGCAUCGUCGCCACCGACUUGGCGAGGGAGUGGGCCAAGUACAAGGAGGCCCACGUCAAGGCGAACGAAUCGAAUCAGACGUUGAGCAGGGCGAUGUCGACGCACCUCGAGAAUCUGAAGAUCCUGCAGCAGCCGCUGCGCGUCCUCCAGCAGAAGUUGCCCAGCGUCGAUUUGCCCGAUGCGCAUAUCGACGAGACGCAGCUCAAGAAUCUCGAGACGCUCAGCGCGAAAGUGGACGAAAUGAGGACGCAGCGCGCCAUGUUGUGGGCGCAGCUGCGGGAGGCCGUCCAUAACGACGAUAUCACCAGCGCGCUGGUCACAAAACAGGCGAACGAGAGCGUCGAAGAGCUGUUCCGGAAGGAGUUGGAGAAACAUCAACCGCUGAUCUCGCUGAUCGAGCAAAACCUCGCGGCCCAAGAGAACAUCCGCAAAGCCUUCAUCGACGCCUACGCCGUCGCGACGAACACGCGACGCUACAUACAGGAGACUAUCCACAAAAGGGCGUCUACGAUCCAGGCCCUCGUGCUGUCGUACGAUUCGUACGACGACCUGUUGUCGAAAGCGAACAAGGGCAUCGAGUUUUACACGAAACUCGACACGAACGUGUCGAAGCUGCUGCAACGCGUGCGCAGCACGAUCAACGUGCAGCAGGAAGAACGCGAGCAGCUGCUCGCGAAGACGGACGCCGUCGCGACGUCGACGCCACCGCCCGCGACGACGCCCAAGCUCAAAGAUUAUCUGGACGCGAGAAAAAGCAACGCGCAGGCGUAUCCAGCGGCGCCGAACUACGGGGGCGCUUCGCAGAACCUAUCCGAGGUCUACGUGCCGGCCGUAAGGCCGGCGCCCUUGGGUUCCGAGAUGAACAACGACCGCCCCGCCUUACCGUCGGCCAAUGAAACCCCGUACGCCUAUCCGACAGCGCAGCAAUACGGUUAUCAGUACGCGCAGCAGUACGUCGAACAAAUUAAACCCGCUUACGCGGACCCGACCGUCGCCGACCUGUCCACCAGGUUGAACUCGCUGCUGGGCAAACAGCAGGACACACCGCCCUACUACCCCCAACACUACACGCACUCGAGCUACAUCCCUCAGAACUACACUCCGACCAGUUAUUCGCAGAUUUCGCAGCAUUAUAACGACACCGUGUCCGACGCUUCCAGUACCGCGUACGACAGCAAAGCAUUCACCACCACCACCAAUUACUACCAGACCAUUUCGCAUACCCCGAACGUCUCCAGCCCGUCGAGCACUCCAGAGACGUCGCAGUUCUAUCAACAACCCGAUGCGCAAGCGCCCACGAACUAUUACGGGGUUUCGGAUAACGUCCCACCCGCCCAGUACUAUCCUACUCAAGGGGCGGGGCCUUACCAGUACCAGUCGGCGACCGGCUCCGCGUACUACCAGCAGCAGCAACCGGUGUCGACGUCGCAGCCUGAGGUCGCGCAUCCUUACGCCACUGAUACGGGUUAUCAGUACCAGGCUACCCAGCAGCAACAGUAUUUUCCGCCCGGCUACGCGCCCAACUAUAGUUCCCCACUAGACGAAGCGUCACAGUACUACGCAUCGACGCAGCACGCGUCGCAGUACCACGCGCAGGAGUACGCUACGUCUGUACGUCCCGACCUGAGCAAUUACAGUUACAGCGUGUACACGUCGCCCCCUUACGGCGGGAACGCAUACAAGACGCAACCGGACACGCCCGCCGGUCAAAAUAUGGCGACCGGGCUCGCGCAGCCGUCCGCCGCCUCCGCCAAGCAAUCGAACGUCGACCUGCUGAGCGGCCUCGACUUUUCCGUCAACCAGAUCCCGUUGACGCCGUCGAGCGCGACGCCCCGCGUCCCCAAAGAGACGGAGAAGAUCGCGCCGGUACCGGAAUCGAAGGUCGUCGCGAAAAAGGACAGCGUCCACAAGAUUCUACCCAGCAAAGCGUUGGGUAACGCGGACGCGAAGGCACUGUUCCGCCAAGAGCUGGACAGGUACGAGAAAUACGUCGAAACACUGACGGCGAAGACGUUGGGUGGGCCGACGACCCUCGACGCUAAGUGGAAGGAAGUUCAGGACGGUCAGGACGGCGACGGACAGAAAAGGAUCGUGUCCGUGGCGAGGUGUUACCCGCUGAAGAACCGUUACCCGGACAUCUUGCCCUACGAUCAUUCCAGGGUGGAGCUAAGGUCGGCCGUGGACGACUACAUCAACGCGUCUCACGUCUCGGGCGUCUCGCCGUACGGUCCAGACUUUAUAGUCGCGCAGGCGCCUCUCGCGUCCACCGUCGCCGACUUCUGGACGAUGAUCCGCGAGCAGCAAAUCGAGCUGAUUUUCUGCGUGAUGAACGAUAACGAAAUCGGCGACGACGCGUACUGGCCAAAAGAGAAGGGCAGGAACCUCAACAUUUCCAACAUGGUCUUGUCGCUGCAAAGCGUCGUGCCGAAGUCAGAUUGGGUGGAACGGCUUAUUUCGAUCACGGUGCCGGAAACUAAAGAGUCGUGGGUUGUGAUGCACGCCCAGUUCACUUCGUGGCCCGGAAGUUUAUUCCCGACGUCGUCCGAACCAUUCGUCGACUACGUGCUGGAGUUGAUAGGUCUGUUCCAACAGCAGAAGAAUAUCGGACAUCCGGUCUUGGUACACUGUUCGUCCGGUAUAGGGCGUAGCGGGGUCGUCUGCCUGUUGGCCGUCGCCAUAUUGCAGGCGACCAACGAGACGGGAACGUUGCCAGAUUUCGCCGCCAUCGCGGCGAAGCUGUCGCAGGCGAGAAAGAACGUCCUGCGGGAUCGGGAACAUCUGAGGUUCGCGUACGACGCCAUGUUGGGUUACAUGAGACGCAUGGUAGAUCAAGGUGAGUUCAAUUGAGUCAAGUUCUGGGACGUAGAGGAACGGCGGAUAGAUCUUGGGUGUUGGUUGCUUUGGUUUCGUUUAUCUCUGGUUUGUGGCCAGAGCAAGACCGUAGCUCUUGGCAGUUCUCUUGUCUCAGUCGUAGUAGUAGUGGUAGCCCGUGGAAGUUUCUUUAAAAAAAAAAAACGAUAAAAAGUCUCUUAGAACGCUAGGUAGAGAUUUCGAGAAACAAACCCGUUCGCAACAGUGACCAGUGAAGCAGUGUGUAAAUCAGGUUCCCGCCUCUUUGGUCAUGAUGAUAUUUUUCUUGAAACACUCGAUGUCCCUUACGGAUUAAACUCCUUAAUCCACCCACCUUGGGGCUCACCAUACCUCUGGUGUUGUUGAGGUGCGGUGGUUUUGUCGGGCCUCUAUGAGUUGUCAGGUCUUAAGUGUUGAAGAUUUCGAUUUGACAAAUUAGUUUUAUUUCUACCCAUUUGCCUUUCCUGCUGUACGAUUAGUUUGCGAUACCUUUUCAAUUUCAGGUGUGGGAUCUUUUGCUUUUUCGGUCUAUUGAAUUAAUGUAUUUAAAAGAGCACAUUUCAGGGGCGGGAAUGAGCCUUUGAUUACCCCAAGGUUUAUUUCAGCUAUAACUUUUAGGUUUACUUUAUCAAAAUACCAGGUCGAUGGCAAACCUCAGGUGUUUAUUCCGUCGAUCGAAUUGAAAUUUUGAAAAUUCCCGUUUGAGAGCACGUUUCAGGUGCGGGAUUAAUCGAUCGACUACUGGUAGGUUUAUUUCAGCGGUAACUUAGGUUUACGUUAUCAAAAUGCCACGUCGAUGGCAAACCUCAGGUGUGGGAAUAUUUGUUCAUUCUUUCCAUUGAAUGAGAAUUUUUAAAAUGCCGUUUGAGAACACGUUUCAGGUGCGGGAUUGAUCGUUCGAUACUUGUUUGCCUUUUCGCAGGCUUUGUAAGAAGAAGAUAGUGUUUAAAAGGCUUGCUAUCACCAAUUCCGAAUUGUCUUGUGGCGCCUUUUAAGGGACUGAAACGGAAACUCGAAUACUCUUCAACAAGUAAUUGGUAGUACUCGGUUCUUUUACAGUCCAGUCAGAAUUGGAUUAUUAUCGAUCUCGUUUCUUUCUGGUUGUUCAUUUUGUAGUGAAAUUAAUGGAAUUUUUAGACGCCUUCAAAGUACUUUUUGCGUGUUUUUUAACAUCUGGCGUUUUCCUGAUUUUGCUGUGAAAUUAUUGCUUGUAUUAUGGUGCCUUGGCUAUUCAAACGUCAAGGCCUUUUUAAGUGUUUCACAACUAUGGGUCACAAAUAAGGUACGGGUUAAUUAGCAAUUAUUAUUUUUGUGUUUCUUCUUUUAUUAUAUCGUGUCUGCACUCCUUUAGACCGGGCGAAGAAGAAACUAAA